UGGGGUCACCCUCAGCGGUGAUGGCAGCGAUGGCUUUGCUCCAUGUCUUCAUCCUGCUGGCAUUGGCCUGGCUGGUGCGUGGCUCCUGGGACAGCUGUGGGUGUUGGGCUUCUGCUUCCAGAGGGACCUGCGGUACGCGUCCCAUGGCUGAUUCCUAUGGGGUGUCGCGCAUCGUCGGAGGCGUGGAUGCGCACCAGGGCGCCUGGCCAUGGAUGGUCAGCAUCCAGUUCCCCACGGCCACCGGCUUGUCGCACAUAUGCGGGGGGUCCCUCAUCACCCCGCAAUGGGUCCUCACGGCCGCUCACUGCUUCGGGGGCAAAACGGGGGCAUCGUCCCCAUCUGCCCUGCAGGAGGCCAAGGUCCGCCUCAUCGAUGCCAAGCUCUGCAACAGCAGCCUAUGGUACCGAGGGGCCAUCAAGAGCCACAACCUGUGUGCUGGGUACCCGCAGGGUGGCAUCGACACCUGCCAG
Pezoporus occidentalis (night parrot) is the source of this 470-nucleotide messenger RNA. RefSeq names its product acrosin-like. Gene Ontology annotation, molecular function: serine-type endopeptidase activity. Gene Ontology annotation, biological process: acrosome reaction; proteolysis. The record is from RefSeq and is a predicted model, not a curated record. Lineage: Eukaryota; Metazoa; Chordata; Aves; Psittaciformes; Psittacidae. The annotation marks the transcript as partial. The transcript is spliced from 3 exons.